Plectropomus leopardus (leopard coralgrouper) is the source of this 3410-nucleotide messenger RNA. Its product is annotated as monocarboxylate transporter 7-like. NCBI's taxonomy places the organism in Eukaryota, Metazoa, Chordata, Actinopteri, Perciformes, Serranidae. Gene Ontology annotation, molecular function: monocarboxylic acid transmembrane transporter activity. The record is from RefSeq and is a predicted model, not a curated record. Gene Ontology annotation, biological process: monocarboxylic acid transport; transmembrane transport.
GGGGGUUGUUCGUGAAUGCAUCUUGUGUCUGACAGAGUAUGCAUGUGUGUUUGCGUGUCUACACGUGUGAGUAUGUGUAGUUAAGUUCAGUGAGGCAGCGCGCGACACAAACGUGACAGGAUAGUCGAGCGAGGGAAGGAUUACCGUACGUCCGUCUAAAAUAAACUACACACAGGGCAUGGCACUGUGUGGAGUCAAGGGGCCACGUUUCUUAGGACCCAACGUGUACCCAGAGGCCCCCGAUGGAGGCUGGGGAUGGGUGGUGGCCAUCGCCUUCUUCUUGGUGGAGGUUUUCACUUAUGGCACCAUCAAGAGCUUCGGUAUUUUCCUCCAGGAUCUAAUGGCGGAGUUCGGAGAGACCAACAGUCGGGUCUCCUGGAUUGUUUCCAUCUGCGUGUUUGUCAUGACUUUCAAUGGUCCUCUCUCCUCUGUUAUGACCAACCGCUUUGGGUUCCAGCUUGUUGUUAUGCUUGGAGGAUUACUAAUUGCCUCAGGCACCAUCGCAACCAGCUUUACCAGUUCAAUCAAUCAAAUGUACAUCACUUAUGGAUUAGUUGCAGGUCUGGGCUACUGCAUGACCUUCCUGCCAACUGUGACCAUCCUUUCGCACUACUUUAACCGUCGACGGUCUCUGGUUACAGCUGUAGCUUCCACUGGGGAGUCCCUGUCCAUGUUUGCCUUAGCACCAGCCUUUUCCGCACUGAGGGACCAUAUUGGCUGGCGACGUACCAUGGCAGUGAUUGGAGCUUUGCAAAGCACCAUCAUCAUCUGUGGUGCUCUGCUUCGACCAAUCAUUAUCAAACCCAGAGCCACCUGUGAGACAGAGACUGAUGGACUGUCCCUGAAGGAACUGGAAGCACUCAGUACACCAGAGAACAAAGAGGACAUAAACCCAGAGGACUCCGUAAUAAACAAUACCUCACAUGCAGAAAAUAUCUCCCACAGUCUGGACAAUGAGCUAACCAGAGGCUCUGUGAGCACUGGAGACUCUGGUGUCCAGUCUCUAAAGGACACAGAGGACAGCAGCGCAGAGGAGAAGACUUUACUGCGCGAGGAAACAAGAGAGUCUAUAGAAAACACUGAGGUUAUAGAAUCUAAAACAGAGAAAACGAGCGAAGACGCAGAGAAACAAGUGAUAAAAGAUGAGGACAUUAAAUCCGGUGAUGAAAAGCUUUCCAUAAAGAAUACAAAACUCAUAGACUUCUCCAUCCUCAGAGAGUGCAGCUUCAUUCUUUACUCUCUGUUUGGACUGUUCGCCACACUUGGCUUCUUCGCACCUCAACUUUACAUCAUCGAGCUCAGUGUGAGUCGAGGUGUGGAGCGGGACCGCGCCACAUACAUGCUCUCCACCAUGGCUGUGGCUGAAAUCUUAGGCCGAUUCUCCAUCGGGUGGAUUCUGACACGGGAGCGGCUCAGGAAGAAGAAGCUGCUUGUGCUCCUGGCAUGUGUAAUUACGAUGACUGCGGAUCUGGUUGGAUUUACUUUGGUGAGGGAGUUCUACGGCCUGGCUGUGUGCUGCGCUUUGUAUGGGUUCUUUAUGGGAACCCUCGCAUGCACACACAUCCCCAUGCUGGCUGAGGAUGAUGUGGUGGGUAUAGAGAGGAUGUCUUCAGCUGCUGGUGUCUAUGUGUUCAUACACAGCUUCGCUGGGCUGGCUGGACCCCCACUGGGAGGUGUGCUGGUGGAUGUGACUCAGAACUAUGGAUCAGCCUUCUAUUCCUGUGCAGUCGGCAUGGGACUUAGUGCCCUGUUCCUGGGUUUAGUAAAACCUGCUAAGAGAGGAUUACUCUGUAGGAGAAGGGACUCAAAACACCCUGAAGAAAGGAAAAUGGCCUCAGAUGAACAAAGUACAGUGAAGUACAGUACAACUGAAAGUCCUCAGAAUUGCUCUGAAGUGGAAGGCCAGACAGCGGCCACAAGAGACGUCCAGGAGGUUAUACGCUUUGCUUGAGCUGACAAGAAAGGAUAAGGGCGAUAAACGGUCAAGCCAUAUGAGGGUAAACUGCUUUCUAAAGACUACAGCUGGCAAGUGCUGAAGUGACACGAAUACAAUGAAGAGAAGGACCAAAAGUGUUUAUGAUCUGCCGUUGUAGAUCUGGGCGCUGACAGCAAUCUUUAGGCCUUUUACAUUACAAUAUGUAUGUAGCAGUUGUGCCUUACAUAUCUAAUGUACCAAACAGUAUUUUUCCAGAGUUAACACUAAAUUAAAAAAGUGUAUACAAUUAAAGUAGCUUUAAGUGAGUAAAGCCUUAGAUGUAAUGUUGCUUUAAAGGACCAGUGUGUAGGAUGUAGCGGGAACUGUUGGCAAAACUGGAAUGUAAUAUUUAUAACGAUAUCUUUAUAAGUGUAUUCUUGACCAGACCUGGUGCAUGUCCAGCAGAUAGACCUGAGAUUCAGGUCAAUUAUAAGCACCUAGCAAAGGUCUUUCUUACUGUAUAUAAUGUUUCAUAUUAUUUUAGGUCUCUAUUUAAUUUUAUUCUAUCACAGCUUAUUUUGUUGUUGCUGUUGUGAUGCGAGUUUAUGAUGGUUUUAAGCAGCCUGAAACAGCCAUACAGAAAUGUCAUGAAGGUCAUAAAGUCAGAAUAUGUGUCCAUUCCUCAAUCACUUAUAUUCCUUUAGUCCGUAAGUGUCAACCAAUCAAAAGAAUCAAUAGGCUUCAGAAAAAUUAAUUUUGAAUAUUGUCAUCCUCACUAUCCACCUUUCCUCUGCUUCACAUCCAAAUUCCUGGUGCUGCAGCUUAACCUUUUUUUUCAUCUUACUUUAGAGCUUGUAAUCUUAUCCUAAAUCAGCCUAAUCAUCACAUAAGCUACAUUCACAGUGCUUCUGUGUUUCUCUGGUGAUUAGCACUGAUCACGGGUCGUCUCGCAUUCAUUUGGAUGUUAUACAUAUUGAUAAAUAGACCCAGGACUCGGGGUAAUAGAAUAAAUCUUGAUCUGGAUCUGAUUGAUCAUUAUGAAAUGUGGAGCCAAGCCCCUAUCGGUCCCGGGUAGGGUCUCGGGUCCCUUGGGUCCUUCGCUGCUAGAUGCCACUAAAUCAUACACGCUGGUCCUUUAACAAUCUUAUGAGAUAUAGCUGGAAAGUAUGGACGUGUUAAAAAUAGACCACGCAGCCUUAAUGAAGGUGCCUCAGUUUGAGAUAUUCCAGAAGCAAGAUGUAACACUGAUACUUGAUGAACUAAUUACCUGCCGGUUUAAUACCAUAACAAGUGCCAGAAAACUGUGACGCAAAUGUAGCUGCGAGAACAAUAAUUUGCACAGAUUCUGUAACGUGUGAUAGAAAUACAUAAAACUCAGGAGAUUGUGUAAUUAAACAUGUUUUAUUUGAUGUAAUGAAGUGUUAUGUGACGUGUCAGAUUUGAUCUAUUUUUGUAAUGAAAACGAGUUCAAUCACAAUAAAGUGAUUUGAAUCAC